Molecule: messenger RNA, 895 nt
Organism: Gilbertella persicaria
Lineage: Eukaryota; Fungi; Mucoromycota; Mucoromycetes; Mucorales; Choanephoraceae
Product: eukaryotic phosphomannomutase
Exons: 5
Coding region: 13-777 (254 amino acids)
Biological process (GO): mannose metabolic process; GDP-mannose biosynthetic process; protein N-linked glycosylation
Cellular component (GO): cytosol
Molecular function (GO): phosphomannomutase activity
Source: RefSeq, a predicted model, not a curated record
UGUAUAUCAACCAUGUCUCCUGUCAACGACUUCUCUGACCGUCAAAACCCUGAUACUAUUGUUCUCUUUGAUGUUGAUGGUACCUUGACCCCUGCUCGUGCCUUUAUCUCUCAAGAAAUGAAGGAAACUUUGACUUCUCUUCGUAAGAAGGCCGUGAUUGGUUUUGUUGGUGGCUCUGAUAUCAGCAAGCAAUAUGAACAACUUGGUGAAUCAAUCCUUCAAGACUUUGAUUUCUGCUUUGCUGAAAAUGGUCUUACUGCCUACCGUUUAGGUAAGCAAAUGGCUUCUCAGAGCUUCAUUCAAUGGAUUGGUGAUGAAGAGUACAACAAACUUGUCAACUUUAUUUUGCGUUACAUUGCUGACAUGGAUAUUCCCAAGAAGCGUGGUACUUUUAUUGAGUUCCGUAACGGCAUGAUCAACGUUUCUCCUAUUGGUCGUAACUGCUCCAGAGAAGAACGCAAUGAAUUUGAAAAGUACGAUCUUGCCAGAGGUCUCCGUCAAAAGUUUGUUGAAGCUUUAAAGAAAGAAUUCUCUCAUUUGGCAUUGACCUACUCUAUUGGUGGACAAAUCUCAUUUGAUGUCUUUCCUACUGGUUGGGACAAGACCUAUUGUUUGCGCCAUGUCAAGCAAGAUGGUUUCAAGAACAUUCAUUUCUUUGGUGACAAGACCUUUGAAGGUGGUAAUGACUUUGAAAUUUAUAGCCAUCCUGAAGUUCAAGGCCACAGUGUUAAGAGCCCUGAAGACACUAUGCGUAUUCUCGGUGAACUUUUCCCUUAAGUAAAUACAUAUACACACAUAUAUACAAUAUCAACAAUGCACAUAUAUACAUUCUAUACACAUAAUAAAAAAACAAGUGAUGUCAACAUGAUCACAAGACAAUAACAACAAUAAGAAA